AUGAAAGCUGAUACGUACCGCUUGACAGCCGUCGAAGCUCUGCAAGCAUUUGAAACCGGCAGUCUGACGGUUGAGGAAUAUGCUCGAUCUCUACUCAGGCGUAUCGAAGAGCGUGACCACAUUGUAAAAGCAUGGGCAUAUCUGAACCCUUCGCAAGUCUUGCAACAAGCCAAAGCCCUGGACAAAGUACCUAAAGACCAACGGGGCCCUCUGCAUGGCGUGGCCGUGGGCAUCAAAGAUGUCAUAUACACCAAAGGAAUGCCCACUCAACACAACUCCCCAAUCUAUACAGAUUCCCAACCUGAAGUCGACGCCGCCAGCGUCGCCAUGCUCCGACAAGCAGGCGCUCUCAUCCUCGGCAAGACCACAACGACACAAUUCGCAGCCAUCACCGUCGGAACCAAGACGAGCAACGCACAUGACCCGGAGCGAACUCCAGGCGGAUCCUCGUCAGGGUCGGGAGCCGCUGUGGCCGACUUCCAAGUGCCUCUCGCACUGGGUACACAGACAGGCGGCUCCAUGAUUCGACCGGGGAGUUUCAAUGGCAUCUUUGCGUUGAAGCCGACGUGGAACGCGAUCUCCAGGGAAGGCCAGAAGAUUUACAGUCUCAUUUUGGAUACUCUGGGGCUCUAUGGACGAUCAGUUGACGAUCUCAAGCUGUUGGCUGAUGUAUUUGGCAUCAGAGAUGAUGAGCCUCCAGCACCGCUCAGCAAGGGUGUUUGCGGCUUGAAGUUUGCUUUCCUUAAGACGAUGGUCUGGAAGCACGCUGGACCUGGGACACGGAAUGCCUGGGAGGAAGGCAAAGAAUUGCUGCGAAAUGCCGGCGCAGAAGUGAUUGACAUCGACUUCCCUUCCGAGUUCGACAAGCUCCCCGAGUGGCACACCUGCGUCUUAUUUAAAGACGGCUCCGUAGCAUUUCGGCCAGAGUACAAAGUGGCCAAGGACCAGCUGGACUCCAGUCUGGUGGACUUCGUAGAUGAGAAGCAUGGCUACAGCCGGAAGGACUAUCUCCAGGCCUUCGACGGCAUAUCUGCGCUCCGACCGAAGUGGGAUGAUAUCGCUGAGCAGUAUGCGGCGGUCGUGGUUCCUUCGGUUCCUGACGAGGCGCCGAAGGGAUUGGAGAGUACAGGCAGUGCUGUGUUUCAAGGGAUCUGGACGGCGUUGCACGCGCCGAUCGUCAACAUACCUGGUUUCAAGGGCGAGAAUGGUUUGCCCGUUGGACUGAGUCUUACUACUGCUCGGUUCAAGGAUCAGGCGCUGCUCAGUGUCUCUAAGCAGGUGGGAGAGGUGUGGGUCAGGCAAAGUUGA
This is a messenger RNA of Zymoseptoria tritici IPO323, 1308 nucleotides long. RefSeq lists its product as uncharacterized. The record is from RefSeq and is a predicted model, not a curated record. The transcript has 2 exons. Lineage: Eukaryota; Fungi; Ascomycota; Dothideomycetes; Mycosphaerellales; Mycosphaerellaceae. Bases 1 to 1308 code for a protein of 435 amino acids.